Messenger RNA from Kalmanozyma brasiliensis GHG001, 2988 nucleotides. RefSeq names its product Leucine-rich repeat. The record is from RefSeq and is a predicted model, not a curated record. Gene Ontology annotation, cellular component: cytoplasm. The transcript has a single exon. Bases 1 to 2988 code for a protein of 995 amino acids. Gene Ontology annotation, molecular function: protein kinase binding. Lineage: Eukaryota; Fungi; Basidiomycota; Ustilaginomycetes; Ustilaginales.
AUGGACUCGAUACCCGGCGACCAGUGGAUCGGCGAGUAUGCCAGGUGGCUGCGGGUCCACGAGGCCAAGCUGGGCGAUGCAGCCGCCUCGAUAGCUGCUGCUAAGCGCACUGCUGCCGCCAAGGCGGGUCGUGAUGCACAGGCGCCGGCCUUCUCAUCCAACUUCUGGAAUGUCGUCACCCUCGGAACGGCCACUGGACCCGCGGCUGCUUCGGAUGUGACGAAGUCAGCAUCGACAUCCGCAUCCUCACUCAUAGCUCGACCGAUGCUCUUACGGCAAAACCCGCACAACGUCUUCUACCUGCUCAUCCGCUUCGAAGAGCUCGGCCUGCCGACAGGAUCUCUCGACACCAAGAUCCCCAUCGUCGCACGGCCAACGUCUUACUUUUCCUUUGUUGCUGCUUCGGCUGCAGACAAGGACCGGGAUGAUACCAUGUCUAUGAGCUCGAUGCGCAGCCGCAUGAGUGUCGUAUCCUCUUCCUUCAGCUCGUCGCUUUCAUGGUUCAGCACAUCCUCGAGCAAACCAGAUCCGUCGAAGGACCUCAAGUACAUCUACUCUUGCUUUACCAAGAUUCCGAGCUUGCGGCUUGGACCGAUUCCGGCCCGCAAACUCAUUCAGGACUUCGAAGACUGUCCUGGGCAGUCCGCUGUUCCGCUCGAUGUGUUCAAGAACCUGCAGACGCUAGAAUUGGACGACGUCGAUCCACGCACUCUCAUCGGAUGGGACCGAGCAUGCAUCCAACUUCGCAGUCUGACGUGCAAGAAGAGCAACAUCGAGGACCUUACCGACCUCUUGGUGGACUUGGUCGUUGUCGACGCAAAACGAAGACGUGGCGAAAAGGUGGAUCUCAGACGGCUGCGACUACCAGCUCCGACCACACAUGCUGGUGCAUCGGCCUCAAACACCGCAUCGAAUACGGACGUGGAGGACAACAUCACGGAAACCUCGAUCGAGCCAUCAAGUGCCGCCUCGACGGUAGCAGAGGCAGAGGCGACCCCGUCAAUAUCCAAAGAUCUCCCCUCAUUAGCAUGGCACUUCUUGCGGCAUCUCAACCUCUCCAACAACAACCUCACCUUUGUCCCUGUCGAGCCGCUGCUCUGUCUUGCAGAGCUGACCAGUCUCGACCUCUCUUCGAAUCUGCUCAAUGUGGUCCCACCUUCGCUCUCCCACCUCCCCGCUCUGACCUCGCUCAACAUCUCGGACAACCUCAUCGACUCGGUACUCGGGAUCUACGAUGCCCUUCCCGCCAUCCGCGUCCUCAACCUCGCCAAGAACCGUCUGGAAAGCCUUUGUGGACUGGAACGCCUCUACUCGCUACAGCGCAUCGAUCUGCGUGGCAACGCCAUCUACGAAGCUGGCGAGGUGGGAAGGCUCGCACCAUUGCCCGCGAUCGCCGAGAUCUGGGUCAAAGACAACCCGUUGGUUGAAGAGCUGGUCGACUACCGUGUGGACUGCUUCGUGGAAUUCGCACAAGAAGGGAGAACAGUGGCGCUCGAUGGCGAGGCACCUGGUUUCUUUGAGAAACAGAGGAUCGCAGAACGUGUGCCCAACGCUGCCGAACUCUUCGCCCUGGCUAGCUCGAACGGCAGCCGGAUGGUCAGCAGCUCAGCAAGUGGCACAACAAGGGGCAAGUCGAGAGCAGACGCAACCGAGGAGGAUGAAGCUCAGCUUGCAAGAGAUGUCGCCACCAGCAGCCGUGGGCCUGUGGUUGUCAAGAACGUGCGCCAUCGCGCCGCCGCCCGCCCAACGAAUGAUACGAGAGGCAGGAGCGAGUUGCUCAAGGUGCCCGGCAGUGAGAAGGCCGGCGGUCAGACCGAAGACGCGGGGGCAUCAAAGUUGGGAUCGCGUUCAACGUCGAGAGAGGGCGCACGCGGGUCAGGACCAGGACGAAGAAAGAAUCAGCGCGUCAUCGAACUGGACUCCUCGCCCCGGAAGCCGACCGCAGCUUCGACUCGCGAGCGUACUCUCACCGAUUCGGAUCGCAUCAAGCACGCGGCACUGUCAGGAAACAGCUUCGCGGCCAUGGAAAGCCCCGAGGCCGCUUCUGCAGUAGCAGCAUCGAACGGAGCCAGAAACGCGGCGAAGGAACCGGAAUCUCCGCUCAAGGAGGGCAAGAUGACUUGGACGAGGAAGGGCGGAGCAGCUGCGGCUCAGCUGUCCGCCGAGGACAGUCAGUCGAAUCACGGGUCCGGUAGCGCAUCGAUCGCUUCAGCAACGAAGGGCAAGGCCAAGUCGACGUCUCAGGACGCGGACGUCUUGCGGGCUCACAGCACCCUGCUGCUGGCCAUCCCGCCAGGUCUUGCCUCUUCUUCGGACAGCAAUUCGGCAUCCAGCUCAGCAAGUCGGCCAGGACAGCCGCGCACUUUCAGCUCGCGUCGCAAUCCAAUCGAUUCGAGCACGCUAGGGCGGAAGUCGGCCGCUCGUCCUUUGGCGUCGGAUCUGUUCGCGACAUCCAACACAGGAGCUGUAUCAGCGACAACCAACGACGUGUCUGGUGGCACCGAGACGCCAGCAGCAUUGGCGAGAGAGCGAAUCGCGCGCCCACGCAUCGGCUCCACCGCGGCCCUGGCCAGGCGGUCCCAGGUGACGACGAGCAUGUACGAUUCAGACCUUGCCUCGUCCUCCUCACCGCUGCCGACGAGCGACGCACCUGCUGUCCGAAGCGAACCCAGCUCGAGCGAUGACAAGCUUGCCGCUGCAUUGGCCGAGAACGAGACCGAGUCCUCGAGUGGCACGCGGUCGGACGCCUUCCGACGCCGCAUCGAAGCGCUCAAGUCGGAAGUGGGCGACGACUGGUUGCGUCUGCUAGCAAGAGGUGGCGGAUCGACGGCCGAUCGAGAGUCCCUCCUGCUCGCGGCUGACGAGGCGGUGCCGGCAGCAGAAGAGGUGACGCGCGUGGCGAGGUCCAAGAAGACCCGCAAGCCGCGCUUGACAGCAGAGGAAUCACAGGAUAGCGGCGCCCGUCGGAGGGCCGCACACAUCACGUAG